UCAAAAUCUAUGUGAUCUAAAAACAUAUUCAUGGAGCCACAACCUAAAAAAUUAAUUGAAAAAAAUAUUACUUAAUUAUCAUCUAGUUAGUAGGUAGAUAGAAAAAAUAUGACCUAGGAAUUAUAUUUGUACGUAGCCAUUGUCAAUCGCACACGUUGUGGUUUAACUCGCAGCACGAAAUGGAUCCCUCUGAACCAUCCCGGUAUUUGAUUCCAGAAUGGUUAGAACGCGUAAUAGAGGACUGUAAAGAGGAAGCCCGCUACUGCUACUCGAUUUGGCCGCUCAAGUUAUUAGAUAAGACGACCAGGCGUUUGGUAUGGAACCUGUGUUCUAAGUUGUCCGUGCAGACUAAGGGCGUGCCGGGACAAGCGUGCCGUCUGGUCGAGAUGUACCUCGCCGCCCAUUUCUAUAUGCAGUCCCUUAACUACACAACCAAAGAAGAAUGGGACGGGUUCAGACUGUUGCUGGUAUCGCGUGUGCCGCUCGUGAUAGCGUCCGCGAUCCAGCUGACUGCCAAGAUGUCCUCAAUGGGGGAUCGGGUGGGCGUCUCAGCUAUCAAGCGCGUGCUGUUGACGAAGGGAAUUAACUAUAGGACCGAAGAUAUCCUCAGUUCCGAGUUCGAAGUGUUGAAGACUCUGAAGUUCCGCAUCCCGAUGUGGACGAGCGUGGAGGCGGCCGAGUUGUUCGCGGUCGAGCUGAACAUGCCGCCUGUAAUGGUGCGCGGUGUGGGCAUCAUUGUCGACAUCAUCGAGUUCCAUCGGUACGAGCUCGAAGCAGAUAUUAUCAAGACCACGUCCACCUACAAGGAAGCUCUCGGGAAGAGCAAGCUCCGCACGAUGCACAUGUGCGCCGCCGCAGUGCUGGCCACCGCGCGUUACCUAAGAUACAACGGGCCGGACAUCGCGGAGAGGCUGGCGACACUCUCACGCACUCCCGUCACUUACCUCAACUGCGUCUCCAACCUCAUGCUGCAGUACAUAGAGCAGGACAAUGAACCGCUUGCGAUAAAGAGACGAAAAAUGAUCCAUUAAUAGGGUAGAUAAUUGUGUUUCUUUAAGUUUAACUGUAAAAUCGGACUCGUAGUGACCCUGUAUAACGAUUAAUUGUUCCCGGAGUAAGUCGCAUGUAGAAGUUUGUAGAUUUUAAUGAAAAUAAUGAGAUGUCAGAAUAAUUAUGCAAAAAUUUAUAAAAAAUGCAUAUUAAUCUGACAUGUUUUAUGUUAUAUGUAUUGUAAUCAAAGACAUUGAACACCUAGUAUACUGUUUCAGAACGGAAAUUAGGACCAAAUUUGUGCUCUAAAACUAAUUACAAUUUUCGUCGUUGUCUUAAUUUGAAAUUUCCGCGUUGAUGUCACAGCGUCCUUUUUGAUUAAUAUAAAAAUAACAUAUUUACAGAAAAAAUGCUAAUAUGCGUAUUAAAAACGUGCAAAUUUUUUGUUGACAAUCUUUCCAAUGUCCGCUCUAUAAUCGUUUAGAGCUCUUUGAUAGUAGUGUUAAACAGUGAUACAAAAUGCCCUAAGACCGUAGGACCAUACUACAUUGCACAACAGAUACCCUUUUUUUCAGCACGGUAUUUUUAAAAGUUGACUAUUUUACUAAAAUGAAAUAAGUUGAUUGACUAACCAAAUUAUAUAAACCAUUUUUGUUUAGAAAUGUAUGCUUGUGAGUUUUAUUUCAUUGUUACGCCGACAAAAUUCAAAUAAUAUUCUUUUUUAUUAUUUUAUACACAUGACCCUUAAUAACCGCCAUAAAAGUUCAUAAUAUUAUUACGAUUUUUGUAUGAGACAUUGCCCACAUAGUUUUUGUGGACAGAAUGCGUGUUUAAUGAUUAAUAAUGAUAUAAUUUGAUAUUUUGGAUUUUACUCUUUUAUCAUUCUAAAUAUCGAGGCGAUAACGUUGUAGAAUGGGUAAAGACUGAAGAACACGGAAAAUUACCCCGCUUUCUAAAUGACGUUUUACAUAUGAAUUGACAUCUUACUAAUCUUAUAUGUGACUUGCAAAGAACAACACAUUAUAUAAUAUUGUAGUAUAGCCAUGUUUUAUUAAGAUAAACAUUUAGAAAUGAUUUAAUGCUGAUUGAAAUAAUUGCAUGAAAUUUGGGCAAUGUUGUACGGUUUUACGGUAAUAUCUACAUAUUUCUCUUGUUCUGUCCAUAGAAGCGAUAAUUGUUUAAAAACUUACGAUGCACAGACAGGUAUUUGUGUAAUCCACCUCGCCAAAAUAAUUUAUCCCUCUUAAUUAUUAGGAAAUAGCUCAGUAACUCAGAAAACCUUUAAUUCAAGUGUCCCUUCACUGAUAAUUUCUGGUUAUAGGGCAAGAGGUAUACCAAAUAUGGGUGUAGGAAUAAAAAAAAUGCUUUUUAUUUACAUUUAUUUUAUAACACAAUAAUAUUUUAAACUAAUAAAUAACGAUCACAAUAUAUAUUUUGACAUUUAAAAAAUUAAAAGGCGUAACAUCCUCCACAUAUUAACAUUUGUAAAGUUUCCUUAAUAAUUUUUUCCUUUUUUUUCAUAAUUCUCCUUAAUACUAGUAGAGGAUCUGAUGUUAAUAAUAGCCGAUUAGAAAUAUCCCUGUUACAGUUUACUCUAUUAAAUUUUCGUGAGAAAUUUUGUCUGUAUCACCGGAAAUGUUUAUUUCUUGCUUUUGCUGCUUUUUCAGACUUUUGUCCUAUUGUUAAAAUAGCUUUUUCUAUUAUAAUAAGCCAUAUAUUAAAAUUUUAUGCAUGCCUACCAUACAGUGCAACAUAAAGUUCAGUAGUCUCUCGUGUAAUUUUUUUUAAUAUAUUUUGUACCCUUUUGAUUUGCAUUUAAGAACUACUUACUUUUUUUUUAAAGUGAUAUAGACCUGUAAUUUCAGCUACCAACUCCGGAUCUUCAAAACAUUUUUGGCUGCUAUUUCCGCCAUUCGCAUUACCGUAUCCAGCUUUGGGAAAAUCUACACGGAGACCUAGUAUGCUUUUAAAUUCGUUUUCAAUGUUCUUGUUUUCCUUUUAAUCAAAAGUCUAUCUGUUUCAGAUUUAGGUGGUAAAUCUUGCACGCCAAUCUUAUAAAAAAAUUCUAUUCCUCCUGAGCUCUCAACUCCAGCAUAGAUUAUUUUUUCAGGAGUAUUAGACAACAAAUAAAUAUUAUGUUCUCAGUUUUAUUUCUUUUACUUCGUUUACUAGCUUUUUCAAAAAGUUUUGUUAGACACCCGCUCUUGUCGUUGUUUCACGUUAUGCAAGCACUUCACUUAACCACUUUUCAUUUGUUUUUACAAACACAUUACUUCUAUAUUUCACUGCUACCCACCUAUUUUUCAUUUCUGAUCGUAAACGAGUGAAAUUACUCUAUAUCUGUUACUUAUUCUUUAAAUAAUAACGUUUAUGUGAAAUCAAGGAAUUUUCAGCAAAAUUUUAAUUGACCCUUAAAAUUGAGAUCAUUUUGUGAUCUCAUUUGAUCAAAUAUUUCAUUGCGAGUCAUUAUACUUGCAGAAGGUCCUGAAAAAAUAAAAACUAAAUUAAUCCAUAAGCUACACAUUUUUCACAUUUUCGAGUUAGAGAUAUAUAACACCGCUUCUGAUGGCGGAAUACGAAAUAGUUGGAAGCAAUUUUUACACUUUUUUUAAAUAUAAUGUCUACUUUAAGAAUAUAUAAAAUCCAUAGUCGGGCCCUAUAACAAAAAGCCUCAUUCAUAAAACUUGUUUUGCACGAAAAAUAUUUAUAAAAUAUUUCCUUAUUUUUCGUGCAGAACAAAAUACUUUAUUUUUGAUAACAACGAAAAAUAAUGUAAUACCAUAAUAAAAUGAAAUGUUUUAAACGUGUAAAAUAACUCACUAUUUUUAUGAUCAUCAUUUUCAUGAUCCAUAGCUAAAAUAAAUUUAUUCAUAAAAAAUAACACUUAAAAUAUGAGUUUCAAAGAAGAGAUGUCAAAGACAAACAUUAUCAAAUACCCAACUGACCCUAUACUCUAAAAUUUGAAGUGAGCGAAAUAAAAACUAUAUGAUUGUGUCGCCAACUCCCUGACUUGCCCACUGCCCAGGAAAACAUUUUUUUACCUGAGCGUAAUUCUGAGAAUUGUAAUUAUGGCCAGCUAUAAUACUAAAAUACCUGUCUGUGCAAUGAUUAUCCCAAAGUAUUGUUAAUGUCGCAAAUUUUAUAAACUCGCAAGGGAAUCAAAACCUAAAGGGUACUUCCAGUCGAUCGAUAGCACAUGGGAAGGAAAAAUUCCGAAAACCUAAAAUUUUUAGACCUAUGUCUUUAAUUUAUGCUCCUCCAGCUUUCCAUAUUGUAAUGUUAUGGAUUUCAUUUUGCAAUAAAAAUACCAUAACUAUGACUCGAUUGUCGCGAUGAGUGAACUUUUACUUACCUACAGGUUUGUACGGAACCCUCGGUGCGCGAGUCCGACUCGCACUUGUUUUUUAACUUUAAAUAUCUUGUGAGCCGUAAAGGCUUAGAGGCGUGGCUUUAGAGGAAACGUGUGGCAUUACAAUAAAACUUAUAAUUAGUUAAAUAUGUGUAAUUUUUUUAUAGGUCCAAAUAAUGAAAUUUAUUUCAAUUGCUAAAUUUUCGCAAAUACAAAAUAAUUUUAAAUAUUGGCACGUCUUUAUUUUUGUUUUUGUUUCUGUAUUUAAGGAGGCAUAUUAUAAAAAAUACUUUACUGCGUCUGACGAUAACUAUGGCGAAGUCUAAGAAAAAAAUCAUCUAGCUAACAUCGUGUUAUUUAUUUUUCAGUAUGCUUGUUUUCUUCUCACGUUCCGCCCAACUCAAUAAUAUAUGAACCAGAAAGGACCAAGUGACCACAGUUUAAUCUUCAGUUAGCACUUCCGAAACUUGUGAGUUGUGGUUAGAGCUAAGAUGUGUGUAAUCGUUAGUUAGGUAUAUUUCCGCAAGGCAUCACGGAAGGUUCAGUUCAGGAGAGGUUAGGAUUAGAUAAACAAUUCGAGCUCCGACAAAUGUCUCCGGUGCAGCAGCGGUUUAGUUUUUGGAGACGUUUGCAUCAUUCAUAUUAUAGCUCUUCACGACAACCCGACCAAGUCAUCAAUUUAGAUUUCAGAUUCUUCGUAGCGGAAAGGUCCUAAGGAUGCGAUCAUUACUUCUUGCGAAGCAGAGCCUACACUUUGUGACGUGAUGUUAAACUUGCAUAGCAAGGAUGAUACCCAAGUUAAAAAUAACCGAUAUGCAGAAUACACUGUGUAGACAAUACCACAGAGCUUUGCCAGACAUAAGCUAUGAAGCAUCAGCUUUGACGAGGGCGCGAAUUCUACACUCGAACACAUAGAGGAACCACUGUCUCAGUGAAAACAUCGGUGCCAAACCCCCACCAAAAGUUUUGGCACUGUCAUUUUCCUUCUUUUAAGACCAAGAUAUCUACAUAUCACCACUUCAAUUCCACAUACUCUUCGAGAAUGUUCUACGUACACCACUACAGUUAAAUAAGGAAAACUGCAGCUUCAGCUUGUCACAUAUCUGCUUGAUGCGAACAUCUGUAAUAACUUGCCUACCUUCAGGAAGUGUAGACGGCAUCAUAUUGAGUUUUCGAACUGGAAUUAGGCUGCGAAGUUUGCCAAUGCAUAAACUGUCUUGCGUCCCGUGAAAUAGCAAAACCUUCAGGCUCAUUCAGAGAUAGCGUUGGGCACCAGAAGACAGAUUUGACUGGCAGCAGAGCAGUCGUAGCAAAGUCAUCAAAUAUGUUCUGUCGCCCAAUAUUAAUUGACAACGUUACGUUUUUUUUUUAUCUGCAAAAGCUCACCAAUUUAAAUAAAGUUUAUUAUUUGGAGUAAUUAGAACAAUAGUUCAUUUUCAACUAAUUAUUAGAUUUGAUGGUAAUGCCACAAUUGUUUUCUUCGAAGACACCGCCAUUCUAAUUUUAACACUUAUUAUACAUAUGCGAUUAUCUCUUAACUAGCUUCAUAUUAGUUAGUGACUUUUCACUCCAAAGCUAUGAUAUACUGUGUAGAUAAAAAUAAUGUUUGUUAAUUUUAUUUAUCUCUUUAACGUGUUAAAAAAUAUAAAUAUUUAUGAUUUGUAAACUCUGCCAUUAAAGUAACUAUGAGUAAGCAAUUUAGGUGUUCUGGUACAGUAGCACUAGCUUGUUUCUCUAAUGGGAUCCAAGGUUUUUUAUAUUUGUAGUUUUAUGUUGUAUUAUCGGGUACGAUAUUACAGUUUUACUGAAAUGAAAUUAUAUUUAUUAACGAUAAAAAAUGGAGCCAACGUCUGGGUCAUAAGGCGAACGUAUAUUUUUUAUUAACGGAGAAAGGCGUUCCCAAAUUAAGCACUUUGUUAUGUUUGAACAGUGCGUGGAGAAUAAUGUACGUCCUAAUGUGGUCAAUGGUUAUCAUAGUUGAACCGAAAAAUGAAAAAAUAUAUAUAUAUAAAAACUGUGAACAGAUUUCUACACUUAACACUCCAUAGCAACAAUAAAAACAGUCAGUGAACGAUAUUAGCAAUAUAUGUAUACUGUAUCUUACGAUAGAGUAUUAUAUUUUUUAACUUUUAUAUUUAUAAGUCGGUGUUGACGUGGCACUUGUGACGUCACACGAGGCGCAGUGCUCAUGCAAGAUCGUUUGUUGUAUAGAAUAAAGGCAUGCGCUCUAUGUUAUUUUUACAUUUAUCUUUAUUUUAGUUUAAACAUAUUUCAUCGUCAUCUUAUGUUUUCAAAAUGUAGAUAAGGGCCGUUCAAGUGUUCGUAACGCAAGUUCGAGGGCGGGGAGGGGGGGGGGUUCGUACAACGCACUAUGUAACAUUGGAUUUUUUAUUUUAAAAUAAUAACAUAUGUAUUUUGGCGAUUUUCCGGUACUUUUCGAAAAAAAA
Messenger RNA from Manduca sexta (tobacco hornworm), 6786 nucleotides. RefSeq lists its product as uncharacterized. Gene Ontology annotation, biological process: reciprocal meiotic recombination. The transcript has 5 exons. The record is from RefSeq and is a predicted model, not a curated record. Gene Ontology annotation, cellular component: site of double-strand break. Bases 180 to 1031 code for a protein of 283 amino acids. NCBI's taxonomy places the organism in Eukaryota, Metazoa, Arthropoda, Insecta, Lepidoptera, Sphingidae.